Messenger RNA from Nematostella vectensis (starlet sea anemone), 1253 nucleotides. Its product is annotated as glutathione S-transferase Mu 1. Lineage: Eukaryota; Metazoa; Cnidaria; Anthozoa; Actiniaria; Edwardsiidae. The record is from RefSeq and is a predicted model, not a curated record. Bases 109 to 765 code for a protein of 218 amino acids. Gene Ontology annotation, molecular function: glutathione transferase activity. Gene Ontology annotation, biological process: glutathione metabolic process. The transcript has 10 exons.
AGCUUCACGUCGCAUACCUCCAAAAAACCUUAGCUGCUCUAACCGCAGAAGAAAGCUACUCUACCUAACUUUUGGUCUCGAGACGGAAUAAAUAGUGGAGUGGUGAUAAUGGCCCCCGUUCCUAUUCUCGGAUACUGGCCAAUAAGAGGGCUCGGUCAACCAAUCCGCCUUCUUCUCAAAUACACCAAUGAAGAUUUCGAGGACAAGAGAUACGCGCUUGCCUCAGGUGGCAAACAAAACGAAUGGUUUAUUGAAAAAUAUAAUCUCGGUCUAGACUUUCCCAACUUGCCGUAUUUCAUAGAUGGAGAUAUCAUGAUAACUCAAAGCAACGCGAUUUUGCGCUACAUCGCUAGAAGGCACAACAUGUGUGGGAAAACAAAAAAGGAGAUGGUCAUCGUUGAUAUGUUGGAAAACCAGCUCAUGGAUUUCCGGAAUAACUUCAUCACACUUACAUAUCGUGAUCGUCAAAAUUACGAGAAAAACAAAGCUGUAUAUUUAAAAGACAUUAAGGCUGUGAUUAAAAGGUUUGCUGACUUUUUGGGCGAGAAAACUUAUCUGGCUGGGGAAGAACUGACAUUUGUUGACUUUGUAAUGUACGAGUUAAUGGAUCAUCACCGACUCUUCGAGCCAUCGCUCCUUCAACCCCACGAAAAUCUCAAGAUGUUCUUGAAUCGCAUUGAGCAACUUCCCGCUGUUGCCGAGUACAUGAAGUCCGAGGAAUUCAUUCAUCGGCCAAUCAACGCUCCUUUCGCUUCCUUUUAUUGAUGCCAUGGUGUUUAGAAAAAAAUAUUAUCCAAUAAUCAAUUAGUAUAUAGCGUGUACACAUCAUUUUGAUCUGGAGGGGCACAUUCAGCUCUUUAUUUGCACAAAAUUUAUCUUCUCGUUUCCCUGUUAAACACCAACUUUUUAGUGACGCACGUAAAAGUUUUAUGCCUUUAUAGAACCCAGUCGUUUAGAAUUAAUUAACUACAGAAAAUUACGGUUUAUGCCGAAAUUUUCUGUAAAAAAAAAUCCAUUUUCAGGGAGAUUUUUAGACCAAUCCAGAGAAAUUUUUAGACCACUUUUGUCGGGAUUAAUGUAUAAAGGCUCACAAGAUCCACGUGUCGUCUUCAUACCUAAUUUUUUGUGUAGGCAUUAUCAAAAAACGAGAGAGGACCUAUCUCGUUUUUUUAAAGGAAAUAAGAUGUUUUUGGGUUUUUUUGUAUCCUUCUAAAGGCACGUUGUUGACGGUGAAAUAAAAAGAAAAAAAACAA